ACACACAGCAUGCUCGGGCUGAUGCGAAAAUAACAAACCCCGGUCGGUAAAGCACGUUCCCAUUCAGCCUGUAUAUUACAAGUCUUGCUCAAAAGUGCUAGUGUCUGUGUCUGUGCCUGGAUUGCCCAUCACGAUGCGAUGGAGCAAGAGGCCAUUCGCCAAUCUCGUGCCAACAUUCAACCCCAUACAAGUCCAACAGCUCCUGCACAUGCUCGCACUAGCCCUUCGCAUCCUUUCCUUCUCCAGACUGCAUCAAACAAUCGGUGCGAAUCGCGAAACAUGUAAUUUUCUCGAGGGGAGCGCCGCCGGGCCGUAUCAGGUCCCGUCGAGGGCGUUGGCGGCAGCAAAAUCCAUUGGUGGCGGAGCUGCGUGGGCUGAAACACGGCCUCUUUUUCAAGGACCCUUGCCCUUAACCCCAGCCCCUGGUUUUGGGCAGCCCCUGCACGGCCACUCGGGAUCAAGUUUGAUUUCGUUCAAUGACAUUGGAUAUUGGUAUUGGUUUGAUACAAAGUGGCGGGGGGAGGAGGAGGCGAUACGAGCCCAGCCAGAGAGAGGCCCAUCCUGGCUUCGCAAUCCAACGUGACGACACCCUAUUUUUGAAUUCUGGACGCAGGGCGUGUUUUCCGUCUUACAUUGAUGUGAGGGUUCGCUGUGUCUGUGUCUUGUGUCUGUGCUUCCUUCGUAAGAGCGAGCAUCUGCCCUUUCCAGCUGGUUACUGGAGUUGUGCUUCUUGCCUUCUUGCUCUUUCGUAGUCUCUACAUCCAAUGUAUUGAUUGCGCGCUCUAUUCUUUCCUUACUGUCAUCUUUUUUUCUUCAGGCCUUCUUUAUUCUCUUCCUCUUCGCUUGCUUCCCUUCCUACUACCGAUUCAUCCAUCCUAUUCCGUUCCUUUAAUUUU
Molecule: messenger RNA, 896 nt
Organism: Trichoderma harzianum CBS 226.95
Lineage: Eukaryota; Fungi; Ascomycota; Sordariomycetes; Hypocreales; Hypocreaceae
Exons: 1
Coding region: 134-583 (149 amino acids)
Source: RefSeq, a predicted model, not a curated record